AUGAUAGCAACUGUUGACAUCCGGCACAAAAAUCACUAUGAAAAGCCAUCUGAAAUCAAUCUAGAACAUUCUCUGAACAAAUUGCAUAGGGAUGGCGCCAUUGGUGCAGAGAAAGGAGGCGCGGGAGUAAAUUCAAGCGUUGUGGUUGGCCAGCGCUCAGGCCAGCUGUCGUCCACCGGUCACAAGUAUCUCCCUCUGAACACCAUUCUUGUCCCUGACUGUGUCAAUUCGUAUCCGCCUCCGGUCAUUGCCCUCAAGAUGCAUUUCACGUCGCUCGUUACCCUCCUCCCUGCCCUGGCCAUGGCCCAGGAGCAGAUUCCCCUCGUCGACCGCGUGCAGGGAUGGUUCAAUCAGGUCAAGUCCUAUGUGCCAACAGCAGCCCCCACUGUUGCCCCGAUCGAGAAGCUGGCCGUGAAAAUUAUUGAGAAGAGCGUCACCAACGUGUCUCUGGACAACUGGCAGUCCAUCCUUGCCCCGGGACCCCAGGCCGAGGACUGGUUGAUCUACACCACUGGUGGCAACAAGACCUGCUUUGGUCGCUGCGGACCUGCCGACAAGGCAUUCAAGGAAUCCGUCCUGUUGUUCUCAGCCGACCCUGUCUCACCUCAACUCGGAUACUUGGACUGCGAGGCAAACCAGGUCCUGUGUGCAGCCUGGUCCGCCAGCGCUCCCUCCGUCCAGUACUACCAGGUUCCCAAGGAGCCCUCUGCUGGCGAGGAGCGUGCCCCGACUCCUCUGCGCAACAUCUACCUGAACGCUACUACCGUCACUCCCGAAACCAUUUACGAGAUCCACUCCAAAAAGACCUACGAGAAGGUCCCCGUCUAUGAGGGCGCUCUCCACCCCGUUGACGGCUGGGUCGCCAAGUACCAGCUCAACAUCCCCAUGGGCUACGCUAUCUGGGCUCUUGGUGCUGUCCCCAGUUGGCUAUUUAUGAUUGGUAUCAGUUUCUUUAGCCGAACCAUGAUGAGCCGUCGCGCGGGUCCUAUUGGAAAUGCCCCUCGUGCUCCCGCAAACUAG
Molecule: messenger RNA, 1020 nt
Organism: Penicillium digitatum Pd1
Lineage: Eukaryota; Fungi; Ascomycota; Eurotiomycetes; Eurotiales; Aspergillaceae
Source: RefSeq, a predicted model, not a curated record